This is a messenger RNA of Trichosporon asahii var. asahii CBS 2479, 924 nucleotides long. RefSeq lists its product as uncharacterized. The transcript has a single exon. The coding region runs from base 1 to 924 and encodes 307 amino acids. Lineage: Eukaryota; Fungi; Basidiomycota; Tremellomycetes; Trichosporonales; Trichosporonaceae. Gene Ontology annotation, molecular function: acyltransferase activity, transferring groups other than amino-acyl groups. The record is from RefSeq and is a predicted model, not a curated record.
AUGACAACAGACACGCUCAACUCCGCGGUCCCGCCCCAACCGGCCACGACGCCGGGCACGCCCUCCUCCUCCUCCUCGUCAAACAUCAAGAUCCGUCCCCGGCUCGAUUCCGACCUGGACGAGGCCGUGCAGCUCUGCGAGCUUCAGCAGCCCGGCUCAGAGUACCCCUGGUGCUGGCCUCCGCCAAUGCCGCCAGCCGACUUCGUGAAGCGCGGCUCAGAGCUGUUUUCGCUCGUUGCCUUCUCCGGAUCCAAGAUGGUGGGACAUGUCGCUGUGCAGCGCAUCGCGCGCGACGACGAGGGCAUCACGUGGCUCGAGGGGCUCGACAUCCCCGUCGGAGAAGAGGACCGUAUCCGCAGCGUCUCUGUGCUGUUCCAGGAUCCUGGACUUAUGGGCUCCGGUCUUGGAGGACGGUUACUCGACUCGGCAGUGCAGCUCAUUCGCAUGACUGGAGCUAUUCCUGUGUUAGACGUGCUCGGCAAGCGCAAGGCGCAUGGCGUGUACGUCGCGCGGGGCUUCCAGAGCCUCGGGUACGGAGACCCGGACUGGCUGAAGGGAUGUCACAUCAAGGAGCGGGUCGAGUUCUUCCACCUCCCCGAGGAUACUGGACGUACUACCCUUGACAUUACGGCGGGACGAGUGGGCGGGAAGGAGAAGACGAUCUUUGGCGACAUCUACGUGCCCGUCCAGGCUGGGCUGGAGGGCGAACUACCCCGUCCCACGAUGAGCGAGGGAGAGACGGACCUCGUUGCGUGCCGAGUGCUCGCCGAGGAGGGACCGGAGCGGGAACGAAGGGGAAAGAAGGCGUGGCUUGCGUCCAGCGGCGAUGGAAGCUUGCAGCUGUACGUCGAGAAGGGCGCCGUGCAGGAGGGCCAGAGGAUUGCGCUCGGCGUGCCGUCCCGUGCGGUUGCUGUCAAGCAGUGA